AUGAUCGCCCCGAGGAUGUUGGAAGGGACCAUAACACAGGUGGUGAUCCCUGCAGUCUGUUUCGCGGUUUGCGCCGCCUUUCAGGGCUGGGAAUUGUGGGGCCCUCACAAGCCCGAGCUUGCUAGAGCGAGAGCACUAUUUAGGGACGUACGGGCAGGAUGGGUCGUGGAUAACUACAUGAAGGGACAAGCGGCGGUGAACACGACGAGGGACUACAUCCGAGCCGCCUUGUUCUUUGCCAACACCGCGAUCCUCCUCGCAACAUUCGUCGUGGGGUACGCAGGGUCGAUUUACACGGACUGCUCCGACGGAGACACGUCUUGCAGCGCCGACGACUGGCUGUUCGUCAUCAAGCUCGGCGUCCUGGCGGCGCUGCUCAUGACCAUCUUCUUCGUCUUCACGCAGUGCACUCGCUACGCGGUCCACUUCAGCUUCUGCAUCAACACCAGGAAGAUUGCGGGAGCGCCGAUGCCACAGUCCCUCAUGGUCAAGGUCUUCAACCACGCGCACCAGUACUACAGCUUGGGCAUCCGACUUUACUUCGGAACUAUCCCCGUUUUCGCGUGGAUCUUCACGUCCUGGGCUUUGCUCGCCGUGACUCCCGUGUACGCGUACAUGGUGAGGGGGCUGGAGAACGCCGGGUUCGUGCAGGACGAGCUGGACGAGAUCGCCAGGAGAGCCGAGGUCAAGCAGCACGUUGUAUAGCAUCUUCUCGUGCUUUCAGCCGUUGCGGCACCGGCGGCGGGGUCAGGAGCGGUCGUUCCUUGCGGCGGACGGCCGUGGUUAAGCGGCCCUGGGCGGUGCAAAAGUAACGCGUUUCCCCAAGCCAUCGCUACCAUGUGGUACUGUGAUUGCGUACGGGAAGCGCCCAUGUAGAGUAUUAACUGGGAUACCGCUCUUGUUCACAAAAUGGAUUGAGCCUGCCGGACCCCGUAGUUUUCGUAUAAUAGGAGGCGCGGUCGGUAGUGUUGUCCACGCACACACGGGCUAUUAACUAGAGAGGGUUGCUGUAUAUGCACGAGAUCCCCGCAGAAAAAAAGCGAACGUAGAGACGCCUUGUGUUCUACGAACAUGCAGCGUACUCCGGAGUAGUUGUGUUAAUGCCUUGGCACGAGAGUAAAUAUAUUAGGGUUUGAAAUAUUUUUGCCAAGAGGGUGUAUUGACGGUAUUUUUUCGUUGCAGAUUACGGUGAGCCAGCUACCUUUCUGAAAGGCGCAUGCGGACCUCGGCAAUGGGAGCAACGCUGCCACCUUCGAAUCUUGCAUCAAGCGCAUCGGGCUCAUGCAUAGAAUAGCUUUUCAUGUUUCGUGUAUAGAUGUUGGAAAACUGUAAGCACUCCUGGUUUUGGUCUGACUGCUGUUUUCUUGCUUCAAGGCGCGAGUAAUCGUGCGUGUAUGUCUCGGGGGCGAAAUCACUCUGUGUGUGCGGAAGCUUUAGAAAGAUGCUUGUUGUCGCAUGGUAGUGUACGUUGGACGUGUGUUCCAGCAAGUGUUGUCUGACGUCCGCAUACCGUUGUUCGUGGUUCCCAUAUGGACGCCCUUUGCGCACACGAUUUCUUGGUGGCCCUGCCUUGCGUUUGUCUGCUGUGGCAUAGAAGGGCUUCUUGUAUUUUUUGUAUUGACCGAGACCGUACUUUUGUGAAGCGGUGCGUUGCGACCAGGGACAGCAGUCCUUGGGGCCAAGUUCCAGCUCAGCUAUAUGUUGGUGUUCGAACGUUUUUCUAACGUUUCGCGUGGCAAGUUGCCGAAACACCAGUACAUACAUACCACGUGCAUGCCAACUUAGAAUUGUGCGGAUUGAGGCGGGUCCAUUUUUCACUCCGCUGAUCGCCAGAGGCGUAGUUUCCAGUUGGUUGAUGGCGUUGCUGUUUGAUGUUGCUCUUCCGUAGGCUCGGGCCAAGCAGUAAUUAUUACUUCAAGAGUUUUUUUAAGGUGUACAUGCGGUAAUUAUUUUUCCCGCGGCACAGGUGCCGAUAUGCUUCAAUCAGGGCUGCCGCUUUCCUUACGACUCGUUCGAUUUCACGC
Molecule: messenger RNA, 2024 nt
Organism: Ectocarpus siliculosus
Lineage: Eukaryota; Phaeophyceae; Ectocarpales; Ectocarpaceae
Source: the annotation of a GenBank genome assembly